AAAAAAUCUUGUCACAUGACUAUACAAAAUGGCUGCGCCCAUGGGCCAGUCUGAUUUACUUGAUAGGUGCUUUGUUAAGGUUGUCAAAUCCCUGAGUGCAGAUCAAAGUACACCAAAAUUGUCUGACACUGAAGUACACACACAAAAUGUAAACAAAGACAAUACCCAUAGUGGUGACCUUGACAACCAACUUGUUCAUCAGAUCAAAGAUAAGGUAGAAUGUCAAGAAGGUCAAGAAGACGAAGAAGAGAACUGUAAUGAGGACUUGGUCCUCAGUCAUCAGGAAGUUAUGAUCAAAGUCCAGAGUACAUUGUCUGAUAUAAUAACGGCAGAUCCACUGUUGUAUGACCUGCCACCUCAGGUGACUUUAGAAGAAAUAAAUUCCUACAUUGCCUUAGAAUACGGACAGGCCAUGAUAGUCAAUGUCAGGAGAGCUGACGAUGAAGUUUUACCUAUUGUUGUUACCCAGAAUGCAACUGUGUUAGAUUUGAAGCAUGCCAUCAAGCGAUAUGUCAACCUCAAACAAGAAAGAGCCAAUGGAAAAUUACAUUUGAGCUGGAGAUAUAUAUGGAAGCGAUUUUGGCUAUACUUUGAUGGAGAGAAACUGACAGAUGACAAAAAAUUACUUAAAGAAUAUGGUAUAAGAAAUAAAGAGGAAGUUACCUUUGUCAAAAGACUAAAAGAAAAAGGGAAACACAGAAGAUGAAUUGUUAUUUUGUUUAGUGACGUGACAACUUACAUGUAUGAAUAGAUAUCAAGAUGUGAAAAACUAAGAUGCUAUUAAGGAGUAGAUGAUGAUGAUAGUACAAAAGCAAGGAAAUGAAAAGAAAACAUUCUGCAAGCAAUAAAGGAUGGAAGAAUGUACUUACUCUUCUCAUGAGUAUUUUGAGAGAAAUUCCUACUGUCAUGGGAUCUUGCAAUAUUGCUAAGAAUUUGAUGACGAGGCUAAAGAUUUGUGUUAUUCUUGAUUGUUGUACUUUUUAUUUGAUUAAUGUUAACAGUAUGUUGUUACAGAUAUAUCAUCUAUUAAGUAUUCACAUAUUUUUACUUUAUAAAGCUUGUGUGCAAUAUUAUUGUGUGAACAU
Molecule: messenger RNA, 1085 nt
Organism: Mytilus trossulus (common blue mussel)
Lineage: Eukaryota; Metazoa; Mollusca; Bivalvia; Mytilida; Mytilidae
Product: U11/U12 small nuclear ribonucleoprotein 25 kDa protein-like
Exons: 6
Coding region: 29-706 (225 amino acids)
Biological process (GO): mRNA splicing, via spliceosome
Cellular component (GO): U12-type spliceosomal complex
Molecular function (GO): protein binding
Source: RefSeq, a predicted model, not a curated record